AUGGAUGCAUGUUACCACCUAAGGAACACAAUUCAAAGAUUCAUCGACGAGGGAAAAUUCGCGGAGUAUGUGCAGAUCCAACCUGCUAACACAGAGAUAGCCCCGAAGAAAAGGGUAGAGCUACCUCAAGACGGAAAAUACAUCAACAUGAUUACCUUCUCUUACGGAGAGCAAGAAGAUCUAUUCGAAGACAGCCUCGAUCUAGUAAGGAACAGAAAAAAUAUGGAAACACACGAAGUGUUUAAACUAAGUGGACCACCAACUACCACUUGGGAUGAAUGGAUGGCUACGCCAUUAACAUUCUCAACAAAAUACGUAAACCACGAAGUGGAGAUGCACAACGAUCCAUUGGUGAUCACCCUACCAAUCCACGGGUGGAAUGUUACAAAGGUUCUCAUCGAUGGGGGAAGCUCAUUAAACGUGUUAUUUUAUGAACCAUACUUACAUAUGGGACUAACAGCUGAGCAAAUGGAUUCAUCCACUUGCACAAUCUAUGGUUUCAAUGGAGCGGCUUCGAGACCAAUAGAAGAAAUUGUUUUACAGGUACGAGCAGGACCUUUGGUGACAAACACCAGAUUCUGUGUGGUAGACGCACCUUCACCAUAUAACGUCAUCAUGGGACGAUUAUGGGUGCAUCGUUUACGAGGAAUAACUUCAACAUAUCAUCAUUACCUUCGUUUCCCUACACCCAUGGGUGAAAUGGAGAUCAAAGGGGAUCAGCAGGAUGCAAGGCUAUGUAACUUAGCGGAGGUCAGACUUGAUAUAGAAAAAGAUGUUGCACAGCAAAACGGAAGAAAAAGACGAAAAGCAAACAACAAGGAGAUAACUGACGGAGCUUUCUUAGUUCGCGAAGCAUCCUCAGUACCAGAAACCAGCACAUCUGCAACGAGAAUUUUUUUGAUGGGGGCAUUUUUGGAUGGGGGCAUGGGGGAUAAAUAA
Messenger RNA from Papaver somniferum (opium poppy), 939 nucleotides. RefSeq lists its product as uncharacterized. Lineage: Eukaryota; Viridiplantae; Streptophyta; Magnoliopsida; Ranunculales; Papaveraceae. The coding region runs from base 1 to 939 and encodes 312 amino acids. The record is from RefSeq and is a predicted model, not a curated record. The transcript has a single exon.